GCCAGCAUGACUGGGUGCAAUGCCUCCCAGGGCCAUCCCUCUUUCUUCCUUCUGCAAGGCAUCCCUGGGAUGGAGGACAAACACAGAUGGAUCUCUAUCCCCUUCUCUUCUAUGUACUUUGUCACCAUCCUUGGGAACUGCACCAUCCUCUUCACCAUCUCCACAGAGCGCUCCCUGCACAAGCCCAUGUUCCUGCUCCUUGGCAUGUUGGCUCUCACGGACCUGGGCAUGUCCACAACCACCGUCCCCAAGGUGCUGUGCAUCUUCUGGUUUGGCCAGAGUGACAUCAGCUAUGAGGGCUGCCUGGUCCAGCUGUUCUUCAUCCACUCCAUCUCUGCCUUGCAGUCUGCCAUCCUCAUGUCCAUGGCCUUUGACCGCUAUGUGGCCAUCUGUGAGCCCCUGUGCUAUGCCACCAUCCUGUCCAACAGCCGCGUUGGGCUCAUUGGCCUCAUAAGUCUAGUGAGAGCCAUCCUGCUCAUUCUCCCCAUGCCCAUCCUCCUCCAGCAGAUGCCCUUUCGUGCCAAGCAUGUCAUCCCCACCACCUACUGUGAGCACAUGGCUGUGGUGAAGAUGGUGUGUGUGGACACCACAGUCAACAGGGUGUAUGGUCUGGUGGUGGCCUUGUUGGUUGUUGGGGUAGACAUCUCAGCUAUUGCCUCAUCUUAUGUGCUGAUCAUCCGGGCUGUAAUGCGGCUGUCUUCUAAGGAGGCCCACCAAAAAGCAGUAAACACAUGCACCACACACAUCUGUGUCAUGCUUAUCUCUUACACCCCCUCACUGUUUUCUUUCCUCACUCACCGCUUUGGCCGGUGGAUUCCACCCCAUGUGCACACCAUUCUUGGCAGCCACUACUUCCUUGUACCUCCAAAGCUCAAUCCUAUUAUUUAUGCAGUGAAAACCAAGGAGUUUCAGGACAAAUUGACCAAAUAUGGGUGCUGGAGGAUGGAGCCCAUAAACAUUACCUAUGGUCAGAAACCUGUCUGA
Molecule: messenger RNA, 984 nt
Organism: Hippopotamus amphibius kiboko
Lineage: Eukaryota; Metazoa; Chordata; Mammalia; Artiodactyla; Hippopotamidae
Product: olfactory receptor 52P1-like
Exons: 1
Coding region: 7-984 (325 amino acids)
Biological process (GO): G protein-coupled receptor signaling pathway
Cellular component (GO): membrane
Molecular function (GO): olfactory receptor activity; G protein-coupled receptor activity
Source: RefSeq, a predicted model, not a curated record